Molecule: messenger RNA, 2746 nt
Organism: Labeo rohita (rohu)
Lineage: Eukaryota; Metazoa; Chordata; Actinopteri; Cypriniformes; Cyprinidae
Gene: sh3bgrl
Product: SH3 domain binding glutamate-rich protein like
Exons: 4
Coding region: 165-515 (116 amino acids)
Cellular component (GO): cytoplasm
Source: RefSeq, a predicted model, not a curated record
GGGCUGACGGACAGAGAGACGGGGCGAUAACGUGCACAGACUCUUACUGGAAUGUUCAGAUUCUCAUCGAGACUGAACGAGUGAAUGCGGAGUUUGAUCAUCGCUGUUUUUGAGCAGUAACGCCUCCCGCCCCGCUCCUCUGAGGAUCUGAGGAAUCUGUCAUUAUGGUGAUUAAAGUUUACAUCGCAUCAUCCUCCGGAUCAACAUCGAUCAAGAAGCAGCAGCAGGAUGUCAUGGGCUUCUUGGCAGCCAAUAAGAUCGAGUUUGAGGAAUGUGACAUCGCAGCUGAUGAAGACAACAGGAAGUGGAUGCGAGAACACGUUCCCGAGGAUUUCCGGCCCACCACAGGGAACCCUCUACCCCCUCAGAUCUUCAACGAGGACAGAUACUGUGGGAACUACGAGGCGUUCUUCUUUGCCCGCGAGGACAACGCUGUGUACGCGUUCCUGGGCUUGACGGCGCCUCCAGGCUCAAAGGAGGCAGAAGCGCUGUCUAAGAAAACGCAGCAGAUGUAAUCUAGAGAAGCGCCUCUAGCAGAUCUGAUGAACUCCUGCACUUUCUGAUGAUUGAGUUUCUUUUCUGUCUUGUUGAAAUUACGUGAUGCGAUGAAUGUGAUGAAUUAUUUGUUCAUCUUAUUGAUUGGAUGUUCAAACUGAAAAGAAAGCAUCCUACUUAUAUAUGCAGUUCAAGUUACAUUUAAUAUGUGCCCAUAUAUUCAGGGUUUCUGUAGGUCUUAACACAUCUUAAUUUGACCUUUCACAAAUGAAAGCCUUAAAUCAGUGCAGAAACUCUCACAUUCAUAAAGGCAGGGCAUUAAAUGUUUCCUGUACUGCAAAAUGUAUAAUAAAAAUAUCUGAAUAAUUUAAAUUAAUAGAAAAAUAUAAUUGGAUAUGUUUUAUAAUCAAACAUCUAGGUUAAUGUUUUCAUGUUGUUUUCCAAAACAAAUAUCUAAACACCCUUAAAUUUGCAGAUGCAAAAUGAAGAUACAAAGUCUUGAUUGAGGAUUCAACUUGUUUUUUCCUUUGAAUUAAGUUUCUUUUUCUGAGGCCACUAGCAGAUGAAUGUCCCUUUUUUAAAAUCAUGAAUUUAAUUUUUGAGAAAUUUGCACUGAUAAACAAGACACAAAUACUGAGGAAGAACAACACUUUUGUGCAAUGUGAUCAGAAUACAGUAAAACAUAUAUUUGAUCAGGUACAGUAAAUGUAAAGUCCAUUUCAAUCAUGUUUUUUUUUUUGAUAAAAUGAAUCAAAGUAUUGGAGAUAUGUUAGAAGUUGUAUUUUCAAAGUUCACAGUGCUGCACGUUCCCUUCAAUUUACUUCUUAAAAUUUUCUUUAAUUGGGACUUUAAAAAAAGUCUUAGAUAAAGAAAUGUUGGCAAUGAUAAUUUGCAUUUGUGUAUGUUUAAAUAUUAUUCUUAGUUAUCUUUUUUUUUUUUUUUUUUUUUUUUUUUACGAAAUGAUUUAUAUUUCAUACUGCAUGUUUCUUUUCUAUUUUUAAGGGCAAAUUAUAAAAAACAAAAACAUAAGAGGCUAUACUUAUUGUUACUUAUUUUUUUCACUAUUGUUAAUGUGAAAAACUCUUAGUACAAAAUCCAACACAUUCUCACUCCCAACUCAUCACAUACUGAUGCUUGGUCAGGACCCUUUAUUGAUGUGCAUUAAUUAAGAAACCUUUGGCGUCAGUAUGCAGAUGUUGAAAAUGAUUAAUAAUGAUAGUGAUAAUAUUGCCAUUAUUGCAUAUUUGUUGGGAUGUGAUAGAUCAAUGUAAACAGUCACAACAGUUUUCAUUACACAUUUAUUAGCGUGUAACCCAACCCCUGCCCCUAAACCUAUCAUUUAUGAAUAAAACACAGGACAACAGGCAGAUACAACUACAAUCAUAAUUUAUUAAAUAACAAUAAUAUUAACAAUAAUAAUAAUAAUAAUAAUAGUAAUAAUCCAAGUCCUCUGAGGCAAAACCUUGUGGUUUACUCUCUUCUUCGCAUAAAGAUAUUGAAUGGCUUCAGAAGAGUUGGAAUGCAACACGACUUGUUUGUAAUGCUUUUAUACUGUUUUUAUGGUCUGUUUUUGCAAAAAAUUCCUGUGACUGUACUUUAUUUGCCUGUAAUGUGUUUUAUAUUGUUCAUAAGUGGGUAGGUAUGUGUGGUGGUAGGUGCUCCAAUGGAAGUAUAUAUUUAUAUACAGUUAUUUUGUCUAUUUUUACAAAUUUAAACCAUUAAAUUAAGGCAAAUAACUAAAGACAAUGGAGGACCCUGCAUGUCAAAAAGUGACACCACCCUGUGCGUCAAAAAAUGAAAGUGAAGGGGUACCUUGAGCGUUAAAAAGUGACACCAAGGGGUUCUGACCAAGCAUCAAUAUGUGGUGAGUUGGGAGUGAGAAUGUUUUGAAAAAUCCAAACUAUCACAUCAAAAUUAUUGUAAGAUGUAAUGAUAAAAUUGUAUAUAAACUAUACUGUACAGUCAUUUACAGUACAUUUGGCAGCCUCUACCAUGGUAAGGCCACUGUUAACAAUAUCACAUUACGUACUUUAAUGUACGGUAGCUGUGUUUGAUAUGACAAGUAGCUACCAUCCGUUUGUCUCCCAUCUCAUCUGAUUCAUUUGUUUACAGCCUCUUUGGCAUUGACAUCUUGAACCUGAAGAGCUAUUUCUUUAUUAACGUUAUCAGUAUCAAACUUUUGAUUUGCACCUCUUAUCAUUAAGCUUAAUACAUUUGUCCAUCAUUUAAUUAAACUCAUCUUAAUGUUUAA